AUGGAGAAGUUACUUUUAAACCAGCAGAAUAAACCGCGGUUACUGGAAAUUAUACAACACAUCAAAAAUGCAAAGAACGUCGUUGUAAUCGCUGGAGCUGGAAUAAGUGUGUCAGGUGGCAUACCUGAUUUCCGUUCUCCUGAUGGUUUGUUCGCAGAGAUUAUGAAACAAUAUCCCGGAGUUUUCUCCUCGGGUCGCGAUUUAUUUGAUGGGUCUAGAAUUUUUUCUUCAUCAAGAUCAAUAACGACAUUUUAUAAAUUUAUGGCUUUGUUAAAGCAACAAGUUGUUAAUGCGAGAGUAACAGCCACCCAUCGACAUUUCGCAAAGCUCAAUAAUAUGAAUAAGCUUUUGCGAGUAUAUUCACAAAAUGUAGAUAACUUGGAGGAGCGUGCUGGUCUCCCUGUAAAUGAUUGUCAUAAUACACGGUCUUCUGAACGUAUUGUCAAAUUACAUGGUGAAAUCGACAAUGUAUGGUGUAAUAUAUGUCAUAAAACUUUCCCAUUUUCAUCCGAUGUUAUCAAUGCAUUUAAAGACGGCAUUCCUCCAGAAUGUCAAUAUUGUAUGGAACAAGCGGAAAAGGCAAGAAUAUCUGGUAAAAGAAUACGAAAAACCAGAAUUGCAAUGCUUCCCAGACCCAAUAUAUUACUAUAUAAUGAUUUUGAAAGGACAGUCGGAGAAGAAAUUGGUCGAAUCGCUCACCACGACCAGCGUAAGGCUGACUGUCUAUUGAUUAUGGGAACUUCGCUUAAGGUCUCCGGAUGUAAGAGUUUGGUUAAGGACUUUUCUAAAGCGGUUCACAGUAGAGGUGGUAAAGUAAUAUUCGUUAAUACAACCGAAGUGACGUCAAAUAAUUGGAAAGAUGUAAUAGACGUUCAUAUUCAAGGGGCGUCUGAUGAAUGGGCCGAGCUCGUUGAGGCUGAGCUCGAAAAGAAAGAGCCAACAAGCAAGAGGAGAAAGCGAGCGCGCGAAGAAAAUAAUGGAGAGAAACCGAAAAGCGUAGGAAGAAAACGACAAAAACCUGAAGAUAAAGUUUCAAGGGUUAGAACCCUCCAAUUGAAAUCAGGGAAAAGAAGCAAGACUCAAGAGGAAGGUGAAGAGAAGGAACUAACGACCAUGAAGGGAAAAAAACGAUGUAAGCCCACUGAUGAUGACAAUAUAAGUGCGGGAGUGGGCAAGGUAGGCAAGGGGAACCAACCUCGGCAACUAAAGCCGGGAAGGCGCGGCAGUAAGGCACCGGUUGUUGUGGUGGUUCUGGAAACCGACACACCAAAAGUAGAAAACAUAGAAUGCUAUAAUAAAAUUAGAGAUUCAAAAGAACUUUUAGGUUAUUUAGAUUUAUAA
Funneliformis geosporum is the source of this 1341-nucleotide messenger RNA. NCBI's taxonomy places the organism in Eukaryota, Fungi, Glomeromycota, Glomeromycetes, Glomerales, Glomeraceae. The record is from the annotation of a GenBank genome assembly.